AUGUACAACCCGCAGGCCCUAACAAAUAUAGCCAAGAAGGGCCCGACCCUUGGCGAUCUCCGCCUGGAGCACGAGGUCCUUGUGGAAGAUGAAAAAGGCAACGUGGACACAGAAACACUCGAAUUCAUUCCGCCUUCUGUCCUGGGGAGCACCAGCUAUGACCUUGAACCCAAAUGGUCAGAACUCCCACAAAUGUCAUUCAUGGAAUUCUACCAUGGACUCCUGGAGAGGAACUGGGUGAGCGACGAGUACAACCCCCAAGCGGAGCCAUGGAAGCUGGAGUUCUUCAAGGAUAGUGGCCGCAUUUUCCGGCCCUCAUUCAGUGGGUACAGGGCCAUCGUGGAGAAGGCAGACAGGUCGCGUGUCUGGGUGGACAUGCCAAGCCCGGGGAGAGAGAGCUUCAUUCGGGAUGUUGCUGUAGACAGGGCUGUGGGGGCGAGCCAACCAGCGCCUGCUCGACUGAGCCCACUCCCUUCUGAGUAUGGCUAUAACCAGGUGUUCGAGCAGAUAUUUCAGGCUUUUGAACAGAAAAUGCCCUCGAAGGGUUUAAAUGAGUACCUGAAGCAGGGCUGGGUGCAAAAGGAGAACUACGAGUACAAGUGCCCAGGGGAUGAGCUGCUGGAUGUUUCCUUCCACCUGUCGCCCCAGGAACCUAGCCUCCGCGGCUUCUGGGAUAUCCUGCCUUCCAUUUUGUUCGCCAGCUUUGCAUUCUCUUUUCUGGGCAUUUGCCUGGCUGUUGGGAUCUUCAGGCCAAGGAAGCAGAUGCCAACGGAUCCUAUGCAGGCGAUGGAAUUUGCUCAAUCAAAGGGCAGAGCACGAAUGGAUGGCAGAACAGACAUACAGUUCGCUGAUGUGGCGGGUCUGGAGACAAUUAUCAAAGAUCUCCAGGAUAUUGUCAAGUUCCUUCAGGAUCCCAAGAAAUAUGAGAAGCUGGGGGCUAAGCCGCCAAAGGGGGUGUUGCUCGAAGGGCCGCCAGGGACAGGAAAAACCCUUGUUGCAAAGGCCAUCGCUGGGGAGGCAGGGGUGCCCUUCUAUCAGAUGAGUGGGAGCGAAUUUGUAGAAGCCAUUGUGGGGGUGGGAGCAGCAAGAGUUCGUGAUUUGUUCAAGAGAGCCAGGGCUCAAGAUGAGGCUUGUAUCAUAUUUGUCGAUGAGAUUGAUGCCUUGGGUACUAAACGGGCAGAGGCAGGAAUUCAAACUAACGAAGAGAGGGAGCAGACUCUUAACCAGCUCCUAACAGAGAUGGACGGCUUCACUCCUGAGCAGGGGGUUGUAUUUGUUGGGGCAACGAACAGGGCUGACCUCCUGGACCCAGCCCUCUGUAGACCUGGCCGGUUUGACAGGAAGCUGCGUGUAUUGAAACCUGAUACAGAGGCCCGUCUCAAGAUUCUCAAGGUUCAUGCAGAGAGGCGCAGGAUGUCUGACGACAUUGACCUGGAGCAGCUAGCUCGGGAUCUGCCUGGUCUGUCUGGAGCUGAACUGGAGAAUGUGCUGAACGAGUCUGCUUUGGAGGCAGUGCGAAAGGACAGUGAUGUCAUUACCCCAAAACAUGUGUACAACGCUGUGGAGAGGGUGCUCCAGGGUGUGCGGCGGCCAGCUCAGCCCGACCAACUGGAAGUUGGCAAGGCGAUGGCCAUCCAUGAAAUUGGCAGAGCCAUCAUUGCCAUCGUCAUCAGACGCAAAACACACAAUUUGGAGGCCGUGGAGCGGGUGUCCAUGAUCGCCAGGGGAAAGGACUGGACAAGGACCAUCUUUUACAGAGGCCAGGAUGAAGAUUACACAAUGACAACCAAGGCACGCCUCCUGGAGCGUGUGCGAGUCAUACUCGCUGGCCGCGCUGCUGAGGAACUUGUUCUGGGAUGUGCAACAUCCUAUGCUGUGAAGGACAUGGAAAUGGCUUACAGAUUGGUGGAGAAGAUCGUGUGCAAUUAUGGCAUGUCCAAGCUGGGCAUUACGACAUAUGCGCCUGUCACUCGUGGCACAGGCUACAUGAAACGCAGCUUCGAGGUGAACGUGGACAACAUCGAUGAGGACUUGUUUGGCAGGGGUCUCAAAGGUGGCAUGUUCCAGCCAUCGGACGUUGGUCAGCACAAGAUGCUGCUGGAAAUCCACGAGCUACUGAAUGAAGCCUAUGCCGAUUGUUUGGACAUCCUGGCCAGGCAUGCAGACGCUCUCGAAGCAGGCGCCCUUGUGCUGCUGGAGAAGAAGGAGCUGAGUGGAAAGGAGCUUGAAAAGAUUGUUGACGAUCACCCUCCUAAGCAUCUCCCAGCCACCGCAAACGAUCGUGGGCAACUGCCUGCUCGCGGGCUGCAGCAGCGGGAUGAGGUCACGUCUGCUGGGCUGUCCAGCGACGUGAAACCCGCCCUUGGGGUAGCCAAGUCCAAGACGGAGAUGUCCUAUGCAAGCAUUCUCCACAGCCUGCUUGGGCGGACGAAUGCUAACGAGCCUGAGGGGUGA
Ostreobium quekettii is the source of this 2454-nucleotide messenger RNA. NCBI's taxonomy places the organism in Eukaryota, Viridiplantae, Chlorophyta, Ulvophyceae, Bryopsidales, Ostreobiaceae. The record is from the annotation of a GenBank genome assembly.